Bathycoccus prasinos is the source of this 909-nucleotide messenger RNA. RefSeq lists its product with no specific name. The record is from RefSeq and is a predicted model, not a curated record. NCBI's taxonomy places the organism in Eukaryota, Viridiplantae, Chlorophyta, Mamiellophyceae, Mamiellales, Bathycoccaceae. Bases 1 to 909 code for a protein of 302 amino acids. The transcript has a single exon.
AUGAACGCGUUUAAGAAGGAACAAAAGAAGAAGAAGAAGAUGAAGACGACGACAACCGCGGAAGAAGAGAGGGUGUUAAUGGAUGAUGGAGAGAAAAAGAGAGAAGAGGCAAAAGAGGUGAAAGUGUUCGCGUUCGACGGGAAGCGAACACUUUUUGGAGCCGCCGCCGAAAACAAGACGAACGACAACAUAAACAAGACUUUACUACGAAAGAGAAUAAACGUGAAACGCGAGAUGAAACGAUUCAUGGCGUCGGAGACGAAACGAAUCGUUCGAGAGGACGAGAUGGAAGAAGACGGGUUUGACGGGAAGAAGAAAAAGAAGAAGAAGAAGAAUGGAUUUCAGAGCGAGGAAGAUGCGAAAAGCAACAACAACAACAACAACAACGACGACGCGAAAGACUCGAAGUUUGGCAUGAAACACAUGCGUCGCGAAGUGCGAGAUUUCGGGAUCAAAGGCUUGAACAAGUGGGACAGGAAGGAGUUAGAGAAUGAAAAGCUGAAAGAGUUGGGAAUGAAACCGUCGAAAGGGAUACGGAUUCCCGCGACUAUCGGCGUCGGACUUUGGAAGAAGAACGAGCAAAGGAACGAAGAGAAGCGGUUGGAUUUGUUUCGGCUCGGGCAUAAGUUAGAGAAGAAAGAGAGGAGGAAGAUGACGAAUAGCGAAAAGGAAGAGAAGAGAGAGAAAGAGAGCGACCGAGGAUUAGCGUGGGGCAGCUCUUGGUUUAAGAAUGGGAUUUUGAAAUUGAAGAAAGGGGACGUGAAGAAGAAUAAAGUAAACGUAGAUACGAAAGUACGACUGAGCGGGAAGAAUCGAGACGCGAAAGGGAGCGCGGGAGGAAAGAAAUCCAAGAAGGGCGCGAAAGGGAGCAAGAAAAGAGGUGCGGGAAAAAAGUCGAGUCGCGGGUGA